Onychostoma macrolepis is the source of this 1885-nucleotide messenger RNA. It is a transcript of the gene mblac2, whose product is annotated as metallo-beta-lactamase domain containing 2. The transcript has 2 exons. The coding region runs from base 387 to 1214 and encodes 275 amino acids. NCBI's taxonomy places the organism in Eukaryota, Metazoa, Chordata, Actinopteri, Cypriniformes, Cyprinidae. The record is from RefSeq and is a predicted model, not a curated record.
AAUAAUGACAACAUGCAGUAUUUCUUUAAAACUGCACCGCCAAGGCAGCUGGACGCAUUGCAGCAACAAUUAUUUAAGGUGCGACUGCUUACCUUGUUCUGUUACAGCUUUUGGACGAAUAUAAAUUAGUACAUGUGUAGGCAAAUAAAUAGUAUUUUAGAUUAUUAAUAUGCAUGACUUGGAUGGUGCCUAUUGUCGCAUUGACCAAUAGUAUUUCGACUCUCCAGCACGUCACGUCGUUACGCUCGAUGACGUACUGCGCUUGCGGAACAGGGUGUCAGCGUCCUUUCUGCGGCUGCAGCAGCUAGGAUUUGGAACCAAAAUUAUAGGUUAACAGCCAUACAUUUAACCUUGUACGCAAUAAUAACCUCUUGAAUGUAUUGGAGAUGUCUGCGACUGACUGGUACGCGCACAAGUCGCUGGAAAAUGGCGUGUUUUGGAUCCAGGAGCGGUUUUAUGAAUCGGGGAACAGGGCGAAUAUUUGGCUCAUACGCGGGUCCCAUCAGGACGUGGUCAUAGAUACCGGACUGGGUUUACGGAGUCUGCCUGAAUACAUCAAUAGUAAAGGGCUGCUAGGGGACGAUUCGAAGCGCAAGAACCCGCUGUUAGCCAUUGGCACGCAUGUGCAUUUUGAUCAUUCGGGUGGGCUGCAUCAGUUUCAACAGGUGGGCGUGCACAAGGCGGAGGUGGAUGCGCUGGUUAACGGUGAUAACUUCGAGACCGUGACAUGGUUAUCAGACCGCGAGAUCGUGGAGGAUCCAGCACCUGGAUGGCGAGCAAGACAGUACAGAGUCAAGGCGGUUACACCGACACAUAUAUUACAAGAAGGCGACGUUAUCAACCUUGGGGACCGACAGCUUACUGUUCUCCACAUGCCGGGCCAUUCCAGAGGCAGCAUUGGUCUCCAUGACAAGGAGAGCAAAAUGCUGUUCAGUGGUGAUGUGGUCUACGAUGGUUCCAUGAUUGAUUGGCUUCCAUACAGCCGGAUCAGCGACUACAUUCGUAGCUGCGAAAGGCUGGUUGAGAUGGUUGAUAAAGAGGAGAUUGACCAGGUCAUGCCUGGUCAUUAUAACACUUUCGGUAGCAAGCGUCUUCACCGGUUAGCCUCCAACUACAUCGCUAGUGCUGGCGCCUGCCACAGAGCCUCCACCUGCUUGGUGAAGUCCAUUGCCAGCCUGGCACUUCGAGCCUCCAACUCAAGAAGUGCCUGCUAGUAGUUAUGAAAAGGACUACUAUGCAACAACAUCAUUGCAGACCUCAAUAUAUGAAAACACUGAGCAAUACAGUGUGCUAAUGAUAUACAGAAUACAGUUUGAUAGUAUUAUUUGUGAUCAAGGUUCAAAAUAUAUAAAAAACAAAAUGCUGCAUAAUAUCCAUGAAAAGCAUCAAGAACAAUAGUAGACAUUGUCAUAUUUUAAAGGUGCUGUUUGUAAUUUUCAAUGAUAAUGUGUAGAGGUAUCUCAAAGAAAAAAAAAAAAAAAUUGCAGUAUAGUAAGAUUUAUUUUUUUUAUUUUUUGUUCCUUGCCCAAACCAGUUAAGUGCAAAUCCAGCACCACAGCCCAUUUCAUUGGUUAACUCAAUCACACAGUCAGACUUUACUGAUGCAUUUUAGAGUUAAAAAAAAAAAUCAUGAUUUUUUUUUUAAACUUCAAAUAAUAAUAAUAACAAUAAUAAUAGCUCUAAAAAUAAUAGCAAUUAUUAUUAAUAAUUUAUUAUUAUUAUUAUUAUUAUUAUUAUUAUUAUAGUUAAUGUUUUGUUUUAAUUUUAGGUAGUAUUGUACCAUUUUUCAUUAUUAUUAGUAGUAGUAUUGUUGUUGUUUAUUAUUAGUUAUUUAUUAUUAUUAUUAUUUUAAUUUUUACUUCAAUAACUCUGUGUGCUGAAGUCA